This is a messenger RNA of Cinclus cinclus, 1699 nucleotides long. RefSeq names its product mothers against decapentaplegic homolog 4-like. Gene Ontology annotation, cellular component: heteromeric SMAD protein complex. Gene Ontology annotation, molecular function: DNA-binding transcription factor activity, RNA polymerase II-specific; I-SMAD binding; RNA polymerase II cis-regulatory region sequence-specific DNA binding. The transcript has 12 exons. Lineage: Eukaryota; Metazoa; Chordata; Aves; Passeriformes; Cinclidae. The coding region runs from base 1 to 1683 and encodes 560 amino acids. Gene Ontology annotation, biological process: regulation of transcription by RNA polymerase II; anatomical structure morphogenesis; transforming growth factor beta receptor signaling pathway. The record is from RefSeq and is a predicted model, not a curated record.
AUGGCAUCUUGGAGCAGCCCGGCACGGGGGGGGCGGUGCUGGCAGGACACCCAGGGCUCCCUCCCAGUCCAAGAUAUGAGCAGGGACCCGCGGACACGCCGUGCCUUGCAGGGCCGCAGCGCCAUGUCCCUGGGCAGUGACAGCGGCCCUGGCAUCGUGCACAGCCUGCUGUGCCACCGGCAGGGAGGGGACAGCGAGGCCUUCGCCCGCCGUGCCAUCCAGAGCCUGCUCAGGAAGCUCAAGGAGAAGAGGGACGAGCUGGACACGCUGGUGGCCGCUGUCACCUCGGGCGGGGCCCAGCCUGGACAGUGCGUCACUGUCCAGCGCACCUUGGACGGGCGGCUCCAGGUGGCCGGCAGGAAGGGGUUCCCCCACGUCAUCUACGCCCGGCUCUGGCGCUGGCCCGACCUGCACAAGAACGAGCUGAAACCCGUCCAGUUCUGCCAGUUCGCCUUCGACCUCAAGUGCGACAGCGUUUGUGUCAACCCCUACCACUACGAGCGCGUGGGGACCCCCGGCAGCGGUCUGAGCAUCCAGAGCACAGUGCCUCCCCCGCGCCCGGUGAAGGAGGAGUUUGUCCCUGCCUGUGUGCAGAUGGAGCUGCCGGCCCGUUGGGAAUCGGGGGUCGAGCACCCCACCCAACCCCCCCAGCGAGCGCUGCCCCCCCGGCCGCCCCCUGAGCCCCCCCGUGUGCCCCGGAUCUACCCCGUGCUCCCCAUGGCACCCCAAGCGACCCCCCAGGACUCCCACGGCGAGGGUCCCCCAGCACAGCCCCCCCCGCAGAACGGGUACCCCAAAGCCCCCCACCACGGUUCAUCGCUGAGCUGGACCGGUGCCACCAUCUACCCCCCGAGUUUGGGGGGAUCACAUCCCCUCCCACCACAACAUCCCGGCAGCCACAGCCCCCCGCAGCCCCCCCAGCACCACCCCAACCGCUGCUGGCCCCCCCACCAUAACCCUACACUCCAGCCCCCCGUGUCCACCCACCCUGGGCCGGAAUUCUGGUGCUCCAUCGCCUACUUCGAGCAGGACGUGCAGGUGGGGGAGAUCUUCAAGGUGCCCUCGAGCUGCCCCAGUGUGGUGGUGGAUGGGUACGUGGAUCCCUCGGGGGGGGCCCGGUUCUGCCUGGGGCAGCUCUCGAACGUCCAGCGCUGUGCGGCCAGCGAGAGGGCACGGCUGCACAUCGGGAAGGGGGUGCAGCUGGAGCGGCGAGGAGAGGGAGACGUGUGGAUGCGCUGCCGGAGCCAGCACGCCGUGUUCGUGCAGAGCUUCUACCUGGACAGGGAGGCGGGCAGAGCCCCCGGGGACGCCGUGCACAAGGUGUACCCCGGAGCACACAUCAAGGUGUUCGACCUGCGCCAGUGCCACCGGCAGAUGCAGCAGCAGGCGGCCACCGCCCAGGCUGCGGCCACUGCUCAGGCCGCCGCGGUGGCCGGCAGCAUCCCCGGGCCUGGCUCGGUGGGUGGCAUUGCCCCGGCCAUCGGGCUGUCGGUGGCCGCGGGACUCGGCGUGGACGACCUGCGGCGCCUGUGCCUCGUUAGGCUGAGCUUCGUCAAGGGCUGGGGACCCGACUACCCCCGGGCCAGCAUCACCUGCACGCCCUGCUGGAUCGAGGUGCACCUGCACCGAGCCCUGCAGCUGCUCGACCACGUCCUGCACGCCCUGCCCGAUGCCCACGCCUGACUCCUGGAAGGAGCAG